Hemisphaericaspora subhashii is the source of this 555-nucleotide messenger RNA. RefSeq names its product endopeptidase catalytic subunit (gene IMP1). The transcript has a single exon. The record is from RefSeq and is a predicted model, not a curated record. The coding region runs from base 1 to 555 and encodes 184 amino acids. Gene Ontology annotation, molecular function: serine-type endopeptidase activity. Gene Ontology annotation, cellular component: mitochondrial inner membrane peptidase complex; membrane. NCBI's taxonomy places the organism in Eukaryota, Fungi, Ascomycota, Pichiomycetes, Serinales, Debaryomycetaceae.
AUGAAGUUCCCCAAUUCUGUGCUGUUCGUGGUUUCCACAUUAUCUUGGACACUUCGAGCUGGAUGUCUUGCUCAUCUAGUACAUGAAAAUGUUUACGAAUUUACAGAAACAAGAGGUGAAUCUAUGUUACCCACUUUACAUAAUCAGAAUGAUUUUGUUCAUACGUUCAAAAAAUAUAAAUUAGGAAGAGGGGUCGAGAUGGGAGAUAUGAUAGUAGCUAUGAAACCAAGUGAUCCAGAACAUAGAGUAUGUAAACGAGUGACAGGGAUGCCUGGAGAUAUUGUAUUGGUUGACCCUUCGUCCUCUUCAUUUUUAACAAAUUCCUCGGCAGACGUUAUACAGCAUGAUGGAUUUAAUAAAUAUAUCCGAAUACCUGAAGGUCAUGUAUGGUGUACUGGAGACAACUUGUGUCAUUCGUUGGAUUCUAGAUCAUAUUCCGUACUUCCAAUGGGGUUAAUCACUGGGAAAAUAGUUGGUGCCAACUCGAUGGAUGAUGGUCUCAAGGGAUUUUUCAAUUUUAGGCGAAUUACAAAUACCUUUACUGACGAGAAAUGA